Gadus morhua (Atlantic cod) is the source of this 1479-nucleotide messenger RNA. RefSeq names its product cyclin-dependent kinase inhibitor 2D (p19, inhibits CDK4) (gene cdkn2d). The record is from RefSeq and is a predicted model, not a curated record. Bases 371 to 850 code for a protein of 159 amino acids. Lineage: Eukaryota; Metazoa; Chordata; Actinopteri; Gadiformes; Gadidae. Gene Ontology annotation, cellular component: nucleus. Gene Ontology annotation, molecular function: protein binding. The transcript is spliced from 3 exons.
UGAAUGGACUACUCUUUGAGGACAUCAACGUAUACGAAUAGCCCGCUUUCUGCGCUCGGAAACCUCAUUGGUCGGCUGCUAUUGUUGCCACAGUGAUCGCAGAGUAAGCGAGCUUGACUCCGCCCCUGUUGCCAUUUAUGGAGAGGCAGCACCCACAAGACGAACUCUGAUUGGUCACCUUGGGUUCUCGGCUGUGUUUGUAAAUUUGUAGCUGAGGAACACUAGAGUUUAGAUCUCAGCGCGCAAAUGUCUUAUUUUCUAAUGUUGACAAACAUUUCGUUCCUUGAUACCUUUUAAAUUCACUUACUUCAAAUUCUAACGGGUGUAAGGACAACCUAGUGUCUGGAUUUUGUCGAUACGAACAAGCCAGAUGGAUGCGGGAAGAGCUUUAACGUCGGCAGCAGCUAAAGGAAACACAAAUGAUGUACGGAGGAUUCUGGAGGAAUGCCGGGUGCCUCCCGAUACAGUCAAUGAAUUUGGCAGAACGGCCUUGCAGGUGAUGAUGAUGGGGAACACCAAGAUAGCCAGUCUGCUGUUGGAACACGGAGCCAACCCCAAUGCCCAGGACAGACACGGCAUCACACCGGCCCAUGACGCAGCCCAGACAGGCUUUCUGGAAACCCUGCAGGUUCUGGUGGAGCACGGCGCUUCUGUGAACAUCCCAGACAAGAACGGCACACUGCCCAUCCACAUCGCAAUCAGGGAGGGUCACCGGGAUGUGGUUGAGUUCCUGGCGCCCCGGUCGGACCUGAAGCACGCCAACACCAGUGGGCACACGGCGGUGGAGGUGGCCAGAGCAUCCUGUUUGCCUGACAUGAUUGACUUGGUGUUUGCCCACAUUCACAGCUAGUGAGUCGACUGGAUCGAGCCAAUAGUGUAGGGACUACGUGGUGGGUUUCCCUCUCCCUCCCGCUGUCCUCCUUGAAACCUGGUGACUUGAAUGAUUAAUUGUGUAAAGGGGUUACAUUGGAUUUUCACAAUAGUAGCUCAGAGUUGGUAUAUCUCCCGGAGCUUAGCAUUGGUGGAUGAGUUGACGUGUUGACAUCUCUUUUGCACAGUGCAAUUUAAGCACCUUUUUAUAUGUAGCUCUUUUCCCUAAGAUUGGGAGUGCACAUUUGUAGAUAGAUGAUUUCGUUAGUGUUUCUUAAAAAAUUAAUUGGAUGAUAAUUAUUAUUAUUAUUAAUAUUAUCUUGUUGCGUAAGAGCUUAAACUGUUGGUCUGUGUUUUUUGUAUGUUUAUGAAACUAAUUGUGCACCCUCAAUACUUUGCCUAGUUGUGUUGAUUAGAUGUCAUUAGAUUUGGAUUUUAAUCAUAUUUAUUUAUUGAAAUAGGACAAUGAAUUUUCCUAUGAUUUUGUAAAUAGAUACAUUUAUUGUGGAUUGUUAAUUUGUUAAUGUUAUUUAUAAAACAUAUUUUUAAAACUACAAUUAAAAUAUUAACGUUUUCUUGGACAAACACAAAAUAAAGUGUUGAACUAAU